Messenger RNA from Jatropha curcas, 1020 nucleotides. NCBI's taxonomy places the organism in Eukaryota, Viridiplantae, Streptophyta, Magnoliopsida, Malpighiales, Euphorbiaceae. The record is from RefSeq and is a predicted model, not a curated record.
AAAGAAAAUCAAAAUCACCAGUAACCAGCGAAAGUGCGAAACUUCUGGUGUUUUGAUUUUCCAUGUCUGUAAUUCUCCUAUCACUCUCCGAGAAUCCAACGGCUUAUUGAAGAAGAAACCGCCAUUAUUGUGGAGGAACCUGGUUAUUGGACCCUUUUAGAGAAUGGCGAGUUCUCUGCAGCGAGGCACUCUAAAACUUGCUCGAGCUAAUCGAUCGACACUUGCAUGUUGUGGGAGAUGGUUUUCUUCGGAUGCUUUGGUGGAGGUUAAACCCGGCGAGGUCGGCAUAGUCUCUGGGAUACCCGAGGAACACCUCCGAAGAAGAGUAAUUAUUUAUUCACCUGCUCGAACUGCAACACAACAGGGCUCAGGGAAAGUUGGGAGAUGGAAAAUUAAUUUUUUGUCUACACAAAAGUGGGAAAAUCCAUUGAUGGGUUGGACAUCUACAGGAGAUCCAUAUGCCAAUGUUGGUGAGGCAGGACUCAGUUUUGAUAGUGAAGAAGCUGCCAAGGCAUUUGCUGAAAAACACGGUUGGGAAUAUGUGGUCAAGAAGCCGCAUACACCUCUUUUGAAGUUGAUAGUGUAAGAAAUACAAAGGAUCCAGCGUGUACAUUCUUCCCCUGCCUGCUAAUCAGAGUCAGGUUUGGCAUUCUGUUUGUAAAAAUAACUGAUUUGAAUUUUAGCCCACUACAAAUUGUGUUUUGUCGUUUGCUUAUUGUAUUUAAAUUUACUCCUGUUUUUCUUUUCCCCCUAUUUCCAGCCCAAGUCAUAUGCUGACAACUUCAAGUGGAAGGGCCCAGCAAAGAACGAGGAUAAUUAACGUGGUGCAACUAUUACCAUCCAGAAUUCAUGCUUUAAAAUAAAAAGAAUCGAUCUUUCUUCUGUAUUCCUACUUGCCCAAGCUUAUAUUCGCAUUUAUACUUUGCUGUGUAGUUGUAAAUGUACCCGUCUGCUUGCUUCUGCCAAGAAAAGCAAUGAACAUUUUUUGUAUAUGUAUAUAAAAUUCUCUUUGCUGCGUGA